CUGGGGGUGUUAAGUCCAGUGAAGGGUCAGGCAUGACAGCGCCCUGAUAAACUCAGACUGCAGGAAUGGCCGCAGAGGCCCCAUGCUCAAGAGCCCGGAAGUGCGCAGCAGCCGUAUCCAGCUGAACAUGGAGGGGGCCCUGACCGCGCGGGACCGCGUGGGCAUCCAGGACUUCGUCCUGCUGGACGCCUACACCAGCGAGGUCGCUUUCCUCGACAACCUCCGGAAACGCUUCCGGGAGAACCUCAUCUACACAUAUAUUGGUACGCUGCUGGUGUCUGUGAACCCCUAUAGGGAGCUGGAGAUCUACACCAAGAAACAAAUGGACCUCUACAUGGGAGUCAACUUCUUUGAGCUGCCACCCCACCUUUAUGCCCUGGCAGAUAAUGCCUAUCGCACCAUGCUGUCGGAAUCCAACAACCACUUCAUCCUGAUCUCCGGGGAGAGUGGAGCUGGAAAGACUGAGGCCUCCAAGAAGAUCCUACAGUUCUACGCUGUGAGCUGCCCCAGCACAGAGCAGCUGCACAGCGUGAGAGACUGCCUGCUGCUCUCCAAUCCCGUGCUCGAGGCUUUUGGGAAUGCUAAAACACUUCGGAAUGACAACUCUAGUCGCUUUGGGAAGUACAUGGAUAUCCAGUUUGAUUUCAAGGGGGAGGCGGUGGGGGGUCACAUCCUCAGUUACCUGCUGGAGAAGUCUCGGGUGGUGCACCAGAACCAUGGGGAGAGGAACUUCCACAUCUUCUACCAGCUGGUGGAAGGGGGGGAGGAGGAGCUGCUGCGCUGGCUGGGCCUAGAGAGAAACCCCCAGCAUUACAGCUACUUGGUACAGGGGGAAUGUGCCAAAGUGAGCUCCAUCAACGACAAGAGGGACUGGAAGACUGUGCGCAAAGCUCUCUCCAUCAUCGACUUCAACGAAAAUGAUAUUGAGCAACUGUUCGGGAUCAUAGCCAGCGUCUUACACCUGGGAAACGUCACGUUUGACCCUGACAGCAAAGGCUACGCCACCAUCAAGAGCCACACGGAGCUGCGCUGGAUUUCAAAGCUGCUGGGGGUCCCGGCUCUGGUGCUACAGGAAGGCCUGACUCACAGGAAGAUAGAAGCCAAAGCUGAGGAGGUUCUGAGCCCACUGACUGUGGACCAUGCCUACUACACCAGAGACGCCCUGGCCAAAGCAAUCUAUGGGCGCACUUUCACAUGGCUGGUCAACAAGAUCAAUGAGUCUCUGGCCAACCAGGAUUCCAGCAGAAAGACUGUGAUUGGCCUGCUGGACAUCUAUGGGUUUGAAGUUUUCUACAUAAACAGUUUUGAACAGUUCUGCAUAAAUUACUGUAACGAGAAGCUGCAGCAGCUGUUCAUUCAGCUGACGCUGAAAUCGGAGCAGGAGGAGUAUGAGAUGGAGGGCAUUGAGUGGGAACCUGUGCAAUUUUUUAACAACAAGAUCAUCCUUGACCUCGUGGAGGAGAAACACAGAGGAAUUAUUUCAAUUCUUGAUGAGGAGUGUCUGAGGCCAGGAGAGGCCACAGACCUCACUUUCCUGGAGAAGCUGGAGGAGAAGAUGGGCAAUCACCCUCACUUCGUGACACACAAACUGGCUGAUCAGAGGACUCGGAAGACACUGGAGCGAGGAGACUUCCGUCUGCUGCACUACGCCGGCGAGGUCACUUACUGCGUCAUCGGGUUCCUCGACAAAAACAACGAUCUCUUGUACAGAAACAUCAAAGAAGUGAUGUGUCAGUCCAAGAAUGUCGUUGUGAGGCAGUGCUUCUCCUCCUUGGAGCUGGACAGCAGGAAGAGGCCUGAGACAGUCGCCACCCAAUUCAAGAGCAGCCUGGCAGGCCUGACAGACAUCCUGAUGUCUAAGGAGGCCUGGUACGUUCGCUGCCUGAAGCCUAAUGACGCCAAGCAGCCAGGUCGCUUUGAUGACGUGCUGGUGCGGCACCAGGUGAAGUACCUGGGCCUGAUGGAGCACCUGAGGGUCAGGAGGGCAGGAUUCGCUUACCGCCGCCGAUAUGAGAUCUUCCUGCAGAGAUACAAGCCCCUGUGUCCCGAUACCUGGCCACACUGGAGAGGCGUGCCUGCUGAAGGGGUGGAGCGGCUGGUCAAGUUCCUUGGGUACAAGCCUGACGAGUACAAACUGGGCAGGACAAAGAUAUUCAUCCGUCAUCCCAGAACGCUUUUUGCCACUGAAGAUGCCUUUCAGAUCUGCAAGAAUGAGCUUGCAACGAAGAUCCAAGCUAGGUAUAAAGGUUACCGUGUGAAAGGGGAGUAUCAGAGACAGAAAGAAGCGGCCACAAAGAUAGAGACCUGCUGGAGAGGAGUCCUGGCCAGAAAGGAACGCAAGAGGAGAGCCUGGGCUGCCAAGACCAUAAGGAAGUUUAUAAAGGGCUUCAUCAACAGAAACCAGCCCCUUUGCGAAGAGAACGCUGACUAUAUAGCCUUUGUCAGGCACAAUUAUCUGGUGAAGCUGAAAGACCAUCUCCCCAAAAACCUCCUGGAUAAAACCACCUGGCUCAAACCUCCUUUAAUGCUGGAGACGACUUCUCAGAUUCUGCGCAGGCUCUGCACACGGACCAUGGUGAGGAAGUACGUCAAGGGGGUCACAGCCCAACGCAAGGCCCAGUUGCAGCUGAAAGUGGUGACCAGUGCCUUAUUUAAAGGGAAGAAAGAUGGUUACCCCCAGAGUGUUGCCAAACCCUUUGCAGACACCAGGCUCAAUGAACAGGACAUAAACAUGAAGGUCCAGCAGAUUAUUCGCAAUGAGCGAGUGAAGUACGGCGUUCCGGUGGUGAAGUAUGACAGGAAUGGGUUUAAGCCUCGGCAACGUCAGCUCAUAUUAACUCAGGCUGCAGCCUAUGUGGUAGAGGAUGCCAAGGUGAAACAGAGGGUGGACUACACCACUCUCAAAGGCCUGUCUGUGAGCAACUUGAGUGACGGCUUUCUCAUCCUGCAUGUUCCCCUUGAGGACAACAAACAGAAGGGGGACCUGAUCUUGCAGUGCGACCACCUGUUUGAAGUCGUGACAAAGCUGUGUGCGUUAGCCAACAAACAGAACUCUGUCAAGGUUGUGCAGGGCAGUAUCAAAUUUGCAAUCCAGCCUGGAAAAGAAGGAACUGUGGACUUCAGCACUGGACAGGAGUCAAUGGUUUACAGGGCCAAGAAUGGACACCUCAUGGUGGUAUCUACAAGACUGAAAUCACGAUGACUUUUCAAUGAACCUGGAUGCUGUUCAAUGACCUUUACAGACCAGUCUGUAUCAAUGCUGUGCGCCCUAUAAUAUUUUAUUUCAGCACACAACCCUUUAGGGUUCAAUUUUAUCAUCAAGAAUAUAAUAAGGAUAUUGUAGCACAUGAUUUACUUUGUAAUAAUAAUGCCUACAGUCUCCAGAAACAGCUUCCUCUAUAACUCCAUUACUCUCCAAGGCCUUUGCCUGUGAUUGAUAAAACAAGGUUGUUCAGCUUUUAGCAGACAAACUGCUAAAUGGAAUCAAUUGUGUUGAACAUUAGGUCCUAGUUUGUGGCAUGGGGGUGCGUAUUGGGUAGAUGGUACACCACUCAAUAGUCCUAUUUCAAAUGAUAAUUUUUACAACCAUAUCAAUGUAUUGAAUGUAAUCCGCAAACCCCAGAGAUAUACUUGUUGACAAUUUUUAAUCACUUUCAGUACUCAUCUGUCUCUGCACUCUUUUAAUUUGACUUGCACAGCAGUCACUGUAGGUCAGGUGCAUUUCCUGAUGCUAAAGCAGAUCACUGGGCUCUCAGGCACCAGAAACUGUCAAGUUAAAGGCAAAACAAAUCAAGGGCUAUGCUGUUAGGCUAUGCACCUGAUAUAAGGCUGCAAUGCUGACCUUACACUUAAUACACAGUACAAACCUCAGAAACUCAUGUACUUAAUCAAACUGUAGUGGAUCUGAAGGACAGUUUGUGCACAAAAGGAAUGACAUCUCUGGGAAUUGUGGCUGUAUACUGAUGGACUGUAGAAAGUAAAAUUAAUUUCAGCAGGUGUCGAAGUGCUUAAUGUCUUUUUAUGUAUGCAAGUAUAUAGAUAAAUAAUGGAUCUCAUUACAUUCCACCUUAAAAAGACAUUGGUUUAUUUUGUGAUAUUGAAGCCAUAUGUACCAUAACAUUUUUAUAUGUACACACAAAUUCCUGUUUAAAAUAAAGCUAAAUCACAAAGUGCUCCAGAAUCGUUUAUUGUGAUUAUGUAUAAAUAUAGCUUAAGCCUUUCUCUGUGCACACUUUUACAAAGAGAAAGUAUGUAUAAUGAUUGUAAAAUAUACCUAUUUGUAUCUUACAAAAUACAAACAUACAUUCCUUAUCUGUUAUGCUGGGAUGAUGCACAGUGAUGAUUCAAACACUCACAAGUGCCAGAAAAAAAUGUAAUCGUGUUGCCACUUUGUAUUUCUACAAUGAUUAUUCCAUUCCAUUAACCAACUCAGCUGAUCAACUGUAGAUAUAUACAUCACAAUAAGGAUCUAUUCUCCAGCAUUAUACCUUAUCUGGAACUCUUCAAAUUUGCAUCACACAUCGCCCUCUGCUGGCUGUCAUCUGCAUUGCUAACAUUUUAUAUUUCAUACUGCCUCUCUGCUCGGUAAUCUGCAAAGCUAAUAUUUUGUGUCUCAAACUGCCCUCUGCUUGCUAUGAUCUGGACACGCUGUUAAGGUACUGUCCAUUCAAUUUCCAGUACACAGCUGCACCAUUCAUCACAUUCCACACAAAACAGAUUAAUGUGCCAUACAGUACAGCAUCUUAUUGUAAAACCACGCAAUACUCCAGUUUCUCUCUGUAAUCAUUAACUGCUCUGCUUUCCAAACAUUCAAACUGUAUUAUCAUGACAUUUACCAAUAACCUUUCAGAAACACAAAUGCCCUCCGCUUGCUUCAAUAUGUUUUUGUUCAGAUGCUUUACUCAGCAUACACAAGUUAAAACCUUUUAAUUUUCAUAUUAGAGAAUAAAAAUUCUCAAAGAUGUUAGUUACUCCUGUGACUCAGGCCUCAGCACUCUAGAAAGUUAAUUGUGACACGGCCUGCAAAACAGCCAAUGCACACAGUAAUACACAGAAGGAACAGACAGUACAUGGAGUGGAGUUCUCCGAUUACAGACAUUUUUCAAAACUAUCAAAUACAAUUCCAGACUGGUAAAAGGGGUUAGCUACUAAUAAUCCCUUUAUGGCAACAUACAUUGAACAGAAAAAAAAAUGUAUAUACAGCAGCAAAACUUUCGUUUGUUCUCUAAAAGUUGUUUUUACUUAACCGCUGCUUGGUCAGGAUUUGGAAUGAACAGUGUUUUGCCCUGUAGACAAAAAGGCCCCUCUAUUUUAACGUUAAUACAAUGCUGGGGCAUGAAGCCUAAUUUUAAUUUAUAGGUAAACGUAAAGGCUCCUACUCCCUUUGAGAAGCAUCUAGUGUGCCUCUAUCAAAUAACGCACAAGGAUCCAAGCUCCCACAGCCUGGAAAACUGCACAAUCUUCCUGUCCCUUGAGCUUACACAAUCCGAGAUCUUUUCAGAGACAAAGGUAACUUUUAUAAAACAAGUGUAGGGUUGC
This is a messenger RNA of Lepisosteus oculatus (spotted gar), 5538 nucleotides long. The record is from RefSeq and is a predicted model, not a curated record. NCBI's taxonomy places the organism in Eukaryota, Metazoa, Chordata, Actinopteri, Semionotiformes, Lepisosteidae.